AUGACAAAUUUAUUAGUUUUCUUUAUCUUUUCUUGUAUCAUUCCUAAAUGUCUUGCGGAUAUAACUGGUACGCAUUAUUUGGAUACAGUCAAUUGUUCAUCAUCUUCAUUAUAUGUUCCUCAAGGUCCUUACCUAAUUAGUCAUCAUUGGCCUUUUACAUCGAUUACUAUCCAAUAUGAAAAACAAAUAACUAGAGGUACAUGCUAUCGUGAUGGUUCUAUUUAUUUUGUUCUCAAUAAUAAUAAGGUAUGUUCAGGACUUUAUUUUGGUGGACAAGCAAGACUUUUAUGUCGAUAUGAAAAUGAGGAUUAUUGUGUGAUUCAUAUGAAAACAGCUGAUGGUAGUCGAUUAACGUGUGAUGGUUCGAAAAUACAAACAAUAACAAAUAAAUCAAUUGUAUUUAUUCUUUUCAUACUUUUUUUAUUUAAUUAA
Messenger RNA from Adineta steineri, 432 nucleotides. The record is from the annotation of a GenBank genome assembly. Lineage: Eukaryota; Metazoa; Rotifera; Eurotatoria; Adinetida; Adinetidae.